Fusarium vanettenii 77-13-4 is the source of this 483-nucleotide messenger RNA. RefSeq lists its product as uncharacterized. Bases 1 to 483 code for a protein of 160 amino acids. The transcript is spliced from 3 exons. NCBI's taxonomy places the organism in Eukaryota, Fungi, Ascomycota, Sordariomycetes, Hypocreales, Nectriaceae. The record is from RefSeq and is a predicted model, not a curated record.
AUGUCUUUCCUCGUCACCAAAGGCGACACUAUUCACUUUACCGACAGCGUUCUAUGGAUUCAAAAUGGGUCGCUAGACCCAACGAGGCUCACCAUCAAGUGGCGUCAAAUGGUCAAGGACCGAACUGAAACUUACAUCCGUUGCAGGUUCACUGUUAGCUCUAGUGAGAAAAAGGGAGGCGAGCUCUUCAUUCAGGCCAACAAGCUCCAGACCUUGGUUGAUAAGCAGGGCCAGGAUGGCCCUAAGUACACUGUCAAGAUCGACGACGAUUUCCAGUAUGGCCAGAACGAAGAACGUACCGAGCGCUUCCUCGUGUUUCAUGAUAAAAACAACAGGCCUUAUCAGCACCGCUUCGUCGUGCAACUCGUCAUGUUACUUGGAAACCAAGCCAUUGGGUGGGCUCGCAGCAUGGGCUUCGAUAGCAUCGAGUCGCUCAGGGACAAGGCGGCCAGCAUCUUUGGCGACUAUCUGAGGGACUUUUAA